Molecule: messenger RNA, 1291 nt
Organism: Osmerus eperlanus (European smelt)
Lineage: Eukaryota; Metazoa; Chordata; Actinopteri; Osmeriformes; Osmeridae
Gene: higd1a
Product: HIG1 hypoxia inducible domain family, member 1A
Exons: 4
Coding region: 7-453 (148 amino acids)
Biological process (GO): mitochondrial respirasome assembly
Cellular component (GO): mitochondrion
Source: RefSeq, a predicted model, not a curated record
CGUCACAUGUGCAUGCACUCUGAAAGGUUAUAUCAUGCACUAUCAGAGCGUGAGAAAUAUUCGACUUGCCGGUAUUCACUUCUCAAUUCUCACAUUGAAGCGAAUAGCUUUUUCCUGUGCCUAGCUAUUUACACGUGUAGUUCAACAGAACAAAACGCUAUUGCCAAGAUGUCUUCAGUUGACUAUGACGAGUAUGAGUCUACAUUUAUGCGUAAGGCAAAAGAAAAUCCAUUUGUUCCAGUGGGAAUGGCUGGAUUCUUUGCUAUUGUGGGGUACAGACUUUUGAAAAUGAAAAAUCGUGGAGAUGUGAAGAUGUCAGUACACCUCAUCCACAUGCGUGUAGCAGCUCAAGGAUUUGUGGUGGGAGCUAUGACCAUUGGUGUCCUCUAUUCCAUGUACAAAGAUUACAUUGUAAAACCCAGAGAAGAACAGAAGGCUUUAACACACAAAUGAAUAUAAUCUUUGUAUGUCCCUUAAUAUUACCUCAUAUUAACCCUUGUGUUAUCUUCGGGUCAUUCUGAGCCAUCAGUCAUCGUGACCCACCGUCGUAUUGCGACAACUUUACCGCAUACAAGAACAAAGUGAGGAAUUUUCUUUUAACCGUCGGGCUGUCUCAGACCCCCCACAUUGCGAAGGUUAAAAGAAAAUGCUAUUUAUUUGUUUUUGUAUUGGGUAGAAUUGGGUAAACACAACGUUGGUUCGUUGUGAACCUUUGGGUCAUGUGACCCGAAGGCAGCACAAGGGUUAAGGUGUUAAAGUAUUGUUAAUUUAUUACAUAUUUGCCAUAAUUUGUAUAUGGAAAUAUCUUUUCUUGGACACCCCAUAUGUAAAUGAGCAAUGGACAGUUUUAACAUUGUCUUUUGUGCUCGGGUUGGGGUAGAUAGAUUUUUUAGUUUCUUUUUUUGGUUACUCUCUGGUUUACUUUUCUGAUUGUCAACGUUAAAUGGUUUUAAAAUCGUUUAUAUUUAUUUCACAUUAUUAUCAGUGGCUUUAAGAGUAUGUGACAAUUUAGAGUUACACUCAACAUUUGCACUCUACCUAUACCCACUACCUAAAAGCUACAUUUCAAACAGAUUUGAAUUUAAUUGUUACUAUUUUCAUGUAGUCUUUUCAUUAUGUCUGGGUGUUAGAGUGUUGAUUUUAAGAAAGUGACUUUUGUAAGUUCAAUGAAAUGUAGGAGUAAGUAGGCCUUGACAAGUGUUGCACAGAAACAGUCAGUAAGGUAAUAACGUGAAGCUCAGAUUCAUUGUGUGCUGGUGGAAUGCAAUAAAAGGAUUAAUGAAAAUGCAAA